Molecule: messenger RNA, 1866 nt
Organism: Tarenaya hassleriana
Lineage: Eukaryota; Viridiplantae; Streptophyta; Magnoliopsida; Brassicales; Cleomaceae
Exons: 8
Coding region: 198-1703 (501 amino acids)
Source: RefSeq, a predicted model, not a curated record
ACCAUAUACUAUACUACCCAGUUCUCGAUCAUGGGACAUUAAAUCCAGAUUCAGUAACUCACUCGCCUUCUGCCCCAAUCCCUAGAUAUUAUUUUUGCUUCAACUGAGUGGGAGAUUGAUCUUACGAUCCACGAAUUUCGAGCUGCUUAGAUAUUUCAGUUUGUGCUCGUGGUGAUGAGAAAUCGAAGAUACCGGCAAUGAUGAGUGAAUUUCAGCGAUCACUUUCUUUACGGCUGAGUCGCCGGGGAGAACGCAGCAAUGAAAUCUCACGAUCUAAAGGUGCAGGUGCUGAAGGUGUCUUCUUCUCUUCAGGGAGAUUGCCUACUGAUUACACAAUGAAGAUAAUUUGGAAGACAGGCUUUAUUCGGUUGAUUCUUGUUGGAGGCAUUGUGUGGAUGCUACUUAUUCUUGUUGCGCUGUUGUUCCAUAUUUGGUCAUGUCAGUCUUCAGUUGCAUUCUUUUCAGCUAUAUGCAACAAAGAAGGCAGACUUUAUGUCAUGUUAGACUCCAUUGGACUUGUACCCAAACCACAGCAUCGAUGUCCAAUUCCUGUGGCCUAUGGUCCAGACAAGGUGCUCAUUCCAAGAGGAAAAACUGCAGAUACAGUUGUCAGAAAUCUAACCUACAUAACAGAGGACGAGUCCUCAGAGUCUCAGUUUCCACUCUUUGGGGGCAACAUAACAUGGUCUGAUCGGGAAGAGAGUUUUAAACUGAAGCCUGAGAUGAAGGUCCACUGCGGAUUCAUGCCAGGUGGUGGGGCUGAAAUGUCACCUUUGGAUAAAGAAUACGUCAAAAAAUGUAGAUUUGUGGUUGCAACCGGGAUUUUUGAUGCGUAUGAUGCGCCCCACCAGCCUUCAAACAUAAGCGAACGUUCUAAGAAUCUCUUCUGUUUCGUAAUGACGGUAGAUGAAGUCUCAUUUGAUUUCAUAAAGAAAAAUACUACCGUGAGGAGUGAUCGAGAUGGUGGGCUAUGGGUCGGUGUUUGGCGUCUGAUUCUACUGAAAACUCCACCAUAUGAUGAGCCAAGGAGGAAUGGGAAGGUCCCCAAGAUUUUAACUCACAGGUUGUUCCCUGAAGCACAGUACAGCAUUUGGAUUGAUGGCAAAAUGGAGCUUAUAGUUGACCCUCUUCUUAUUCUGGAAAGGUACUUAUGGCGUGGGAAGCAUACAUUUGCCAUUGCUCAACACAAACAUCACCGCAGUAUAUAUGAGGAAGCGGAUGCGUGCAAGAGGAGGAAACGAUAUGCCCGACCUCUUAUCGAUCUUCACAUGAAAAUAUAUCGGUACGAGGGAUUAGAACCGUGGAGUAUCAAGAAGAACACAGUUAGCGAUGUUCCGGAAGGAGCUGUGAUAAUAAGAGAGCACACGGCAUUGAACAAUCUCUUCAGCUGUCUAUGGUUCAAUGAGGUUCAUUUGUUAACGCCGAGGGAUCAACUCAGCUUUGGAUACAUCGUUUACAGGCUAAAGGGGGACUUCAAAUUCUUUAUGUUCCAGAAUUGCGAGUACAAUUCUCUGUUUGUACUGCAUCCUCAUAUCAGGGAGCAUUCUUCAAAUAUUGAAUGGGUGAAGGAUCUUUCUGAGCUUCAAGGGAAAGGAGAGAGUAUGAAGGAGAAGCGUGGUGGUUUCGGACUUUGGACUCCUUACCCUGGGGAUCUCCGUUCGGUUGUUCUUCCUAAAGUGGUAAGAACUUCAAAAGCUGGUUGAAACAAACAUCUUUUUGAUUGUAGUCAAUUUGCGCUGCAUUCUGUGGCGCAGGGUUUUGUUAACCAAAGAACUCCUAUCGUCUUCCUUAAAAACAAAGAAGUUCACUUGUAAUGGAUUCUCCAUUUUCAAUAUGAAAUCGAACAAGUCCUUUGUUAAAGAUUCA